Molecule: messenger RNA, 750 nt
Organism: Plasmodium gonderi
Lineage: Eukaryota; Apicomplexa; Aconoidasida; Haemosporida; Plasmodiidae
Exons: 10
Coding region: 1-750 (249 amino acids)
Source: RefSeq, a predicted model, not a curated record
AUGAUACUGAAUUAUUUAUUCGAUAAGUCUACCGUGAGGUAUGAAAACAAGAUUGAGAAGAAAAAAAAGGACAACUUAGUGUCUUUGCAAAAUUGUAUUGAAAAUAUGUCAAUCACGUUUAUACUAGUUGGAUCUAUAAUUCUGAUGAUAAGUCUUUUAAUGAACACACUUUUUGUAGAAAAUGCAAAGAACUCAAGUAUUUAUAAAUUAUAUUACCUUACAUCUGGACUAUGGUUCAUCAUUAUAAUAGUCCAAGUCUUAACUUUUUUAUUUUCCUCAACGAUUUUUCAAAAUACGACUCAUUUUUUUUUAAAUGAAGAAAAAAAGAAUCCAGUCUCCGAUUGGAAUCCCCUCAGCACGGGCUUAUUUUUAACCAACAUCAUAACAUUUAUUUGCAUGUCUGUCCUGUCCUUUUGCGGAAUAUUCUCAUACGUCGUAAAAACUUAUAGUGAAACAAAUGGAAGUAUGCUGGCCGCAACUAUUUUCAGUUUUUCGACAAACUUAAUGUUCCUGGCUGUUCAAUUCUUAUAUAUAUUACUCAAAAUCCACAAAAUUAAGAACAUAAAAUUCAGUAGAUAUUUGCCUUUUUUUUUACCCGGAUUUUCUUGCAUGCUAGAAUCCAUUACUCUUAAUGUAGAGAAUAAAAUAAGACAGAAUCUAUUAGAUAAAAAUUCUAAAAGAAAAAUGCAAAAAAAAAAACUCAAGGAUCAUAUGAUUCACCAAGAUGAAAAUAUAUUCUUAAUUAGCUAA